AUGUUUGCAAGUUAUCAUCCAUUAAAAAAAGUUGAAGAUCCACCUGAAUCAUUUUUAUCUGCUAUUGAAACUUUCUCAAGACUUCAAUUUUAUUCUGAACUGCAAUCUUUAUUAUCUGGAAAAUCCUCUGAUUAUUUUUAUUCAUCAGUUACAGAAAGAUAUACUAAAAUUUCUUUAGUUCCUACUUAUUCUUCAACAUUUUCUAUAAAAUCUGCAUAUUACGAUGUUUUCAAUUUCAAUGAACAUGAUAUUAACAUGAUUAAUCAUGUUCUGGAGACAGCUGCUAUAUAUCAUUCUUUAGCUGAUCGUUGUGUAUCAACUGAAAAUAAUUUAAAAGAUUCUUUAGCUGAUAUCUUUUCACAAAGUAUUGUUGAAUGUGUAUUGAAAAAUUAUCUAGAUGAAUUACCUAAAGAUCCUAUUCCUGAUGAAUUAUUUCAAUUUUCACUUUUAUGGAGAGAUCGACUUAUUUAUUUCAAUCAUGUUCAUCUUGGUUUACAUUCUGAAAUAGGAUUAAAUAUUCUUAAUAAUCUUUAUAAAGAAUAUACUUCAAAAGUUUCACAAACUUGGGAAUCUGAAUCACUAAAAAUGAUUCUUUACAAUUUGUAUAAACGUUUUAUGCUUCAAUUAAAAGAAUGGCUUUUGUAUGGAAAAUUACCGUAUCACAACAAAGAUUGGAUAUUUUACAAAAGACAAGAAACACCAGAUUGUAGGAAAUGGACUGAAUGGAUUUCUCCAAGAACAAAGUUGUUUCCAAUAUCUAUGAAAUAUAUUGUAAGUAUUUUCGAUGAUUUUUUGUCCAUUGGAAAAGCUCAACUUUUUCUUCAAGAAGCAAAUUAUAGGACUAAAUUUAAGGAAAAUGUUCAAAAAAUGAGUGAAUUAUUUGAUGAAUUAAAAGAACCAAGUGUUUUCUAUGAAAUUCAAAGUCGCUAUAAUUUAUGUUGUAUAGCAGAGAAAAUGAAAAGAAUCGCAAAUGAUUAUAUUAUUGAAAGAAUAUUUGAUGAUGAACAUUUAAUGGAUCAUUGGCACAUAAUUAAAGCAUAUUUCUUGUUAACAGAUAUGGAUGUUUGUAGGAAAAUUCUUUCAAAUGUGGAAAACUCUGUUGAAAUAACAUUGGAUCAAAUAAAUUUUGAUUUCUCUAACGUUAUAAAUUCUUGCGAUUUGAUUCGUAAAUCACAUAUUCAACCAUCAUUUACAACAUUUUCAUAUACUAAUCCUCACGCUUCACAAAGAAACACUACUGGAUUUAUUAUACCAAAUUUAAAUUUUGCUACUAUGGAACCAAUUGGUAUUAAUUUUUCAUCUUCAUUAACAAUUUCUAUUGUUAUGGAUGAAAAAACUUUUAAAUCACUUCAAAGAAUUUUUAAAUUAACAUUAUCUUUAUCAGCUGUUUAUUCUGGUUUUGAAGAAAUUAUACCGUUAAUAAGAGAAGGAUUUUUAUCUAUACCAAGAAGUAUGAAUCCUACAAGAGAAGACUAUCCCUUGUAUAGAUUAAUGAUUCAUUUUAAAAGAACUUUUCAUUGGAUAAAUUUAUUUCUUCAUAAAUGCUAUCAUUAUGUUUUUAUUUAUAUUAUUCCUAAACAUACUAAAGAAUUUGAGAAUACAUUGACAUCUCUUGGAUCAAUUGAUUUAAUUAUUAAUGAAAUGAGAUCGUUUUUAAAAAAACUAAGGCACGAUCUUUUUAUGGAUGAAAAAUCAAAGGUAACUAUAUAUUUUAUUAAAUUUAUUAUUUUUAGAAUGUUUUUAUAA
Strongyloides ratti is the source of this 1746-nucleotide messenger RNA. Its product is annotated as Gamma-tubulin complex component protein family-containing protein. NCBI's taxonomy places the organism in Eukaryota, Metazoa, Nematoda, Chromadorea, Rhabditida, Strongyloididae. Bases 1 to 1746 code for a protein of 581 amino acids. The record is from RefSeq and is a predicted model, not a curated record. Gene Ontology annotation, molecular function: gamma-tubulin binding. The transcript has a single exon.